AAAUCUCGUUUGUGAAGUCUAAUCUAUGAUGACCAUAAAUUCCGCAAAAAAAGAUUAGUGCAAGUGCAAAGCAUAAUAUUUUUAGAUGUAGAAAACAAGGGCGUCAUCCAAAAAUAAUAAUAAAUUGUUGGCCGUGCACAUAAAAGGUUAGAUUAGUCCGAUCUAAUAUGCAGAACAACCCCCAGGAGCUUUCAUGGCAGGCGAUUGAAGCAAUAGUGGGGGUUAAACUUCCUUCGAAUGUCCUGCGUUUCGAUGAUAUCGGAUUCCAUUUGGAAAACAAUAGAACAACAGUGUCGAGUGUUGAAGAUUCCGAUUCCGACGUAGAAAUUGUCGAAAAUGAAUGGGAAUCGGACAACAACGUAUCAUCACGGCCUGAGCAAUCUGAUAACGAGAAGGGUUCGCCUGAAAGAGAUCAAAGCGUGUCGCCCGUUCUACAUCUAGUAGAGCCUGAUAACAACAAUUCAGAUAAAGAUUCACUGGGUUACAAAGAUUAUAUCGAGAAAAUGGAUACCAAAGAUAUCAUAACCGAUAGAGACCAAAUCAUACCAUUAAAUGGAGAUGAUCCAGAUAGCUCCAAUGGGAAUGUUAUGUCAAUUGAAAACUACUUGGAAGUCACUCUAUCAACCGAUUCUGAUGCUAGUCAUGUGUGCAACCAGUGUAAUCAAAUGUUUUCCAAUGAACAGUUGCUUGCUUCACACCAAUGCAGUGCAAAGUCUAGUGAUGAAAGGAAGCAUCCAUGUCGAAUGUGCUCAGAAAAAUUCCCAAGUUACUGGGAGCUCCGAAAACAUAUGAAUAAUCAUUUCCCUGGGAUGUUAGAUUCUAAGUCUAGUUUUUGUCAUUUAUGUCAAAAAGAUUAUACUAAGACAGGUUUCAUGAAUCAUUUACGAAAACAUACUGGUGAGCGACCAUUUGUUUGUGAAUUGUGUCACAAAGCCUUCUCUCAAUCCAGCUCACUGUCCAUACAUAUGAAGUUUCACUUAAAUGUACGUAAGCAUGCAUGUACAGUCUGUGAAAAGAAGUUUGUCACAAAGAGUGAGUUAUCUCGUCAUAUGACAGUUCACACAAAACAGAAGUCUUACUACUGUGGGGUGUGUGACAAAGCCUUCACACGCUCUGACAAUAUGAAGAAACAUGAAAAAACGCAUGGAUAGAAUGAAUGAAAGAGCCAAGUAAUUGUUGUGUAUCAGUGAAUAUCAGCACUGCAUAUCGAAAAAGUUCAUGUGAAAUGUAUCAAAUUAGAAGCCUGCAUCUUGGACAAAUAAGAUCAUUGAGAUGGUCCCAAUUGUUGCCAAAUUAUUAUAAUAAUGUUGUGGUUGAUUCUUUUAUACUAGCUUGAUUGUCUGAUUCUCUCAUUGCCAAAUUUUAGUUGUAUGAUUUUUAGUUUAAAUGUUAUAUACCAAAUCCAAAACUAUCAUGAUCUAGUUCAUAAUUUAGUCAUUAUGGUGUGUUUAUGUGUUUGUGAGAGUGUUCAUACACUCGUGUGUGCUGCUGUAGUUGCUUUUGAAUUUAGGGAUUUUAUUUAUAAACUUUUAAUGCAUGUUUGAGAAUAGCAUUAGGAUACUAGUAAAAAGCCUUCACAGGUGCUCUUACGAUAAGAUCACACAUAUCUCCAAAGUUGCCUUUUAGAAAUGAUAAAAGUGAUAUUUAAUGUGGAUAUAGGUCAAACGUCCAAAGAUUCCGAUAGCCUUACUGUAAUAUUUACAUUAGAUAGAGAAAUAUUUUCUACUGAGGCCUUCUACAAAUAUGUAAUGUCACAAAUUUUAUCUUGUUCCUGCUUCUCUUGAGAGCUUUAAUAUUUUUGUAUAAUGUUACUCGAGGUACUAAAAUAAAUCCAGUUAUAACACUUUUGCCAAAUUUUUAGAUAAGUAUUUAAAGUGAUUUCGUAAUGUACUGUGCUGUAACCAAAGCAAUAAUAUUUUAUUAGAAAUGCCUAUUCUAUACUUCACAUAGACUAAAACUAUACCAAAUAAAGUAGUUAAUAAUAUUGAUAGGGAAUAGUAAUAAGUUCUUUGUAUUGCCUAUAGGCAAGUCAGAUGGUAUACAUGAUUUGUUAAAAAAUAUUUGGAUAUAAUAAAGAAGUAUCAACUUAGAAGAGCAGAAAUGCUUGGUGGUCAAUAAACAAGGUUAAUCACCACCCAAUUUGAUCAAUUUUAAUGUAAUUUUAGUAAUAAGUUUACAGUAAUAUGAUCUUCUUUUCCAACAUCACAAAUGAUUUUUUUUUUUCUAAAAUGAAAAGUUUACCUUACGACCAAUAAUAUAUUGAUUUCGAAAUUCCAAAGAUAUUUACAAUAAACUUAUACUAUGAAUGUUUUCUACACUUUCACUUGUGCCACAUUUUAUAAACUGUUUGUAAAUAAUUAUAUUGAUAAAAUAUAAAAUAUUGUUCUAGUGUUGAAUUUGUAAUAGACAAUAAUCAUAUUUUAAUAUAAUAUUUAUUGUAUUUAAUGAUCUAUAAAAUGUUUACACACAUGACUUGUUUGUAGAUUAAGUAUUUGAUAUUGAGCCAAAUGUGAAAAUUAUACACAAAAUCUACAAGACUGACAAUAAUAUUCAGAGUAGAUAUUAACUUUUGCACAAAAUAACAUAAGAUGCCUUUUAUUUAUUGACACAUUAAAAGGAAAUUUUUACUAUUUAAAUAAAUGCACCUUGUUAUAGACUCAUCAUGACAAUUAGAAUAAGUCCGUUUGCUAAAUUAUAAUAUUUUAGAGAAAAUGUAAUAAUUUUCAAUUUUAUUAAAGAGUUGUUUGUUGAA
This is a messenger RNA of Bombyx mandarina (wild silkworm), 2752 nucleotides long. RefSeq lists its product as uncharacterized. Gene Ontology annotation, biological process: negative regulation of transcription by RNA polymerase II; regulation of cytokine production; regulation of immune system process. Gene Ontology annotation, cellular component: nucleoplasm. Gene Ontology annotation, molecular function: DNA-binding transcription repressor activity, RNA polymerase II-specific; RNA polymerase II cis-regulatory region sequence-specific DNA binding. The record is from RefSeq and is a predicted model, not a curated record. Lineage: Eukaryota; Metazoa; Arthropoda; Insecta; Lepidoptera; Bombycidae.